UCACACUGGUUUACUCCCUUGUGGGUCAGACAGGAGGACAGUUUGCAUUUUGCAUUUUGAACCAGGUUGCCGGUCCUUGUGAUAUGAAGUCCUUGUGUUUUUGGGUUACCGUCCUUCUUGGACUCUGUUUCAGGUCAUCUUUGGCUUUUCCUCCCAAAGAUUUUCGACAACAUGCUUCAUUUCAGAGCCCUCAGAUCACAGGGCGCUCCCAACACACUCAGCAACUGAAGAAUCCAGCUGAGGAACGAGAGCAGGUGAAUACCGUCAGACUGACCUGCCAUCCAGACUCGCUGGAGAUCAUUAUCAAAGCUGACAUGUUUGGAGUUGGAGCUCCAGUUGAUAGCCAUGAACUACGCCUUGGAGUGGAGCAGAACGAUUACUGUAGAGCUACACCGUCUUCAGGAGAUGAGUACAGCAUCAUCGUCGGGCUUGUGGACUGCGGCACCAAACAUUGGAUGACUGAAGACGCUCUGAUCUACACAAACCUGCUCAUAUACUCUCCUGUGGCCUCUCCAGACGGGGUGGUUCGAAUGGAUGAGGCUGUAAUUCCAGUUGAGUGUCACUACGAAAGGAAGUACAGUUUGUCCAGUUCUUCAAUCGUGCCCACCUGGAUCCCCUUCAUGUCUACCCAAGCUGCAGUGGCAACUUUGGAGUUUGACUUGAGAAUUAUGACAACUGACUGGCUUUAUCGCAGAAGCUCUAAUGUGUAUUUCCUCGGGGAGCCCAUCAGCAUCGAAGCCUCGGUCAGAGUUGGAAAUCACGUGGGGCUCCGAGUGUUUGUGAGCAGCUGUGUGGCUACGCUUCAACCAGAUAUAUACUCCGUUCCCAGAUACGUCUUUGUUGAAAAUGGGUGCUUGGUUGACUCUGAGCUUCCAGGUUCUAAGUCCUACUUCUUAUCCAGGACUCAGGAUGACACGCUCCAGAUGAACAUUGAUGCCUUUAGGUUUUAUAACGAGGACAGAGGAGAGCUCUACAUCACAUGUCACCUGACUGCUGCACCAGCAAAUGAUGCAGAGGCACCUAAUAAGGCGUGCACUUUUCUAAAUGGAAGAUGGAGGUCAGCUGAUGGUAAUGACUAUCUAUGUGGGAAUUGUCAAAGAGUUAAUAAGCCCAGCAGCCCUGGGAAGAUUGGACCUCGUGGGUUUGGAAAGCCAGAUGAAUCUGAACCGUUCUGGAGGAGCGGACUGAGGGCCAAUACAGUGGGGGAACAGGAGGCAAGAGUCGGUCCAAUGGUGGUCUUGCCAGCCAGUCAGAAAAGUGGACCAAUACCUUUUGGGGAUCUUCCUCCUGUUCUAAAUAAAAUCAGCAGACCUUUAGUGUACGGCAGCCAGUGGAGGAGUGGAAACAACAACAGAGUUGAUCAGAAGGGACUGGUUCUUGAUUCACAAUCUACACCAGACGAGGUGACGUUUCAGACUCUUGAUUCCAAGCAGACUAAAGAAGUCAAAAGUGGAACAGAGCGCAAAGAUGGAGAUGUGGUGGCAGUCUUUCCCCUUCUAGAAGAGGCCUCCCCGGAGCUCAGCUGGAACUCAAAGGGAGCAGCGUUGGACAAGAACAACACAGCAGCUCACAAAAAGAUCACAAUGUUGAUCCCAGUUCACUCGGCCUCUCUGGCACUGCUGAUAUCUUUUGCUUUUGGUGUUGCAAAUGCCAUUCGAAGUUUGAAAGAUGGACCUGUGAUAGAUGCUGAAGGGAGGGAAUAUAAAUCUGCAAAAUUCAUAACAGAUGAAGAAGACAUCGGCGGACAACAACUCAAUGAUGGACCCACUGUCCGUGUACAAUGCACAGAAGCAUCCAUGAUCAUUUAUGUGAAGCCUGACGUGUUCAAAAAUGGACACCUCGUGUCUCCAGAGGAGCUUUUUUUAGGAUCAGCAGAGCAUCCAGACAGGAGUGAGUGUCGAGCUGUUGCUGCUGGUGACGCUGAAUACGUCAUUGAAGCUGUUCUGCAAGACUGUGGCUCCAAAUUAACUAUCUCUGAGGACUCUGUGAUCUACUCAAACAAGCUGAUAAUCUCACCGGCUGCCAGUUUCCUUGGCAUUACAAGACGGAUGCAUGGCCUGGUCCCUGUUUCCUGUCACUAUAAAAGGACACACCUUGUGAGCAGUAACGCUCAGCAGACACUGCUGGCCUCCUUCACUCCUGCAAAGAUUUCAACUGCUGCUUUCUCUCUAAAGCUGAUGACUGACGACUGGAGGAGUGAGACGUCCUCCAGGUCCUUCUACAUUGGAGAACUCCUGCACCUGGAGGCCUCUUACACUGGGCCUGACUCGGGACAAAGACGGCUCUUCAUCGACAGCUGUGUCGCCACGCUGUCACCUGACACAACAUCUGUUCCCAGAUACUCCUUCAUAGAGAACCACGGGUGCCUCUCUGACGCAAAAUAUGAAGGAUCAAACUCACUGCUGCUCCCGAGAACGAGCUCUUCAACGCUUCGACUGCAGCUCGAUGUUUUCCUGUUUCACCAGGAGCCAAGGAACUCAAUGUAUAUCACUUGCAAGCUGAAGGCAACCUCUGAAAUGUGGAGGAGCAGCUCCAUCAACAAGGCCUGCAAUUAUGUACAUUCAAGAUGGAUAAAUGUGGAUGGCAGUGAUGUGUGUCCAUGUUGUGACAGUACCUGUUCCAAAAGUACUCCAGACCACGACACAAAUCUGAGACCUCAGACCCCUGAAGAUGUGACAUAUGGAACUGUAACACUCGGCCCUUUGAUGGUUUUCCCCAGAAAGUAGGCAAAGAAUGAAAAUAAAGACGAUAAACAAUC
This is a messenger RNA of Anoplopoma fimbria (sablefish), 2758 nucleotides long. RefSeq lists its product as uncharacterized. Bases 84 to 2726 code for a protein of 880 amino acids. Gene Ontology annotation, molecular function: acrosin binding. Gene Ontology annotation, cellular component: extracellular matrix. NCBI's taxonomy places the organism in Eukaryota, Metazoa, Chordata, Actinopteri, Perciformes, Anoplopomatidae. Gene Ontology annotation, biological process: positive regulation of acrosome reaction; binding of sperm to zona pellucida; egg coat formation. The transcript is spliced from 18 exons. The record is from RefSeq and is a predicted model, not a curated record.